This is a messenger RNA of Trichomonas vaginalis G3, 483 nucleotides long. RefSeq names its product regulation of zinc ion transport. Gene Ontology annotation, biological process: zinc ion transmembrane transport. The annotation marks the transcript as partial. Gene Ontology annotation, molecular function: zinc ion transmembrane transporter activity. The transcript has a single exon. The record is from RefSeq and is a predicted model, not a curated record. NCBI's taxonomy places the organism in Eukaryota, Parabasalia, Trichomonadida, Trichomonadidae. Gene Ontology annotation, cellular component: plasma membrane.
AUGAUUGUUGAUAAUUUAUAUCAUAAGAAAGUAAUGAACAAAAAUGAAGCUGAACCAGGCCAUCAUCAUACACAUUCAGAACAUAACGAAAGCGAUACAACGGUUGGCCUACUAGAACCAGAGAACUGCGAACAAUUUUUACAGGUCGCCGAAAAAAAUAAUCAUUUUCAUGUUCAUGACCACGACCAUCACCAUGAUCAUGAUCACGACCAUAACCACGCUGCUGAGGGUGUAACAUGGCGCUUAAUUCUUAUGAUUAGCUUGACUGGUAUAUUUUUCUUUGCUGAAUUAAUCACUGGAAUUAUAACCAAAUCAUUAUCACUUCAGUCUGAUGCUUGGCAUAUGCUUUCAGAUGAGAUGUCGCUAAUUAUCGGUCUUGUUGCUCACGAAAAAGCAAAGAAACCUCCAACAAAGAAAUAUACUUUCAGUCUUGCACGUGCUGAAGUUAUUGGAGGAUUCACAAACGCUAUUUUCUUGCUUGCU